UAUUUACUGCGAAAUCAAUAUAAGCUUGAACAAUUACCAUUUAAAAUUUCUCUGCAAUUAGUUUUCAAUAUAGUACAAUUGUCUUCACAUUGCAUUAUCGCGCAUUGUUUACAGUACGCAUGUGUGAAGUGCAGGCGCAUUAGAGUUUUGACAACUUUCGAAGUGAUUUUUCUUAUUGGAUUGCUACUCGAUAGCUUGAAAGGAUUCUCGCUACGUACUCGAGUUCAAAAAAGGACGUGGCUCCCAAGGAAGCUAGUCGUCGUCGAGCUGGCGUCGAAUAAAUUCAAUUCAAAUUCAAUACUCAAUUCUUCUGUUCCUUUGUGCACAUUUGAAAUUGUAGAGAAAAAGAAAAGAACUGCCUGAGAUACUUGUGCUUUGUGAUUUGACGUGAUUUUUUCGUUUCCAUCUCACAGUGAAGGUGAACAUCUGAAAUUUAUGGAAAAUCGGUGCCACUGAGUGACUUCGAGGAGAAGUGGGUUGUUCACGUUACGUUAGGUAAUAGCUGGCCGAAUUGCAGGACGAUAGACGGCUGAAAUCGCGUUGGCAGAAUUCAUAUCAUUGACAAGAUUUCAAGGAUCCGCACGGAAGAGGAUUCUCGUUGUUCACGCGUGAAAGUGUCCGUGACGCUUGAGUUGCUACCUCCUAGAUAGUGUGACAAAAAGGUUUUCCAUACAUAAUGUUUUCAGGACUUACAAAUCAGAUGUCCUCUUGGAUGGGGCGGCAGCCUCAAGACGAAGAGGUCCCCCCUCCGGAGAACACAAAUCAAUCAUCCGCCGUAGCUCCUGCCGAAGCGGAACCACAGCCAGCACAGUAUACUGAGCAGCCUGUUGCCGAAGGGCUUGAGGACGGCGACAAGAAACAGAGUCCAACGAAAGCUGGCGGGAUGUUCUCAAAUGUAAAGUCUCAAAUGACAGGAUGGUUAGGAAAUGCUUCGAUACCAUCAAUGCCAUCUAUGCCGGCGAUGCCAUCAAUGCCAGCUAUGCCGUCAAUUCCAUCGAUUCCAGGAUUGCGAAGAGGUGGCGCUGAAGGUGGUGAGGCAGGUGCUGAUGGGUCAGUAUUGGGUGAACAAACACAAGGUGGUAUUGGUGGAGGUGUUGAAGAUGUAUCAGGCGUUGGUGGUGGUGAUGAUGAAGACAAAUCGAGGUACAUUAGUGCUACGGAAGGAGCUGACUCACGUCCGAUAUCAGGUGGAGGAACCCCAACUGAAGAUCAAGCUGGGCAAAUUGGGAAUGUAACCACAAAAGUCACUCAAGGUGCCAAAACAUUUGGAUCAUUCUUAUAUUCUGCUGUAAAUAAAGCUGGAGCUAAAAUAAAGGAAACUGUUAAGGAUAAUACUAUUCUCAGUGAAUUCAAUAAAGAGCAAGAUGCGUUCAUCAAAGGGCAAGCUAACAGAUCUGAUGCUGGUGUGGCACCUUGGAUUGGCCACAAUAACGAGGAGAAAGUCAAAGAAGAAAUUUUGGGAUUAUCACAGGAUCGUCGUAAUUUCGUGCGAGCACCUCCUGCCGGAGUUGAUUUCCAAUUCGACUAUGAUCAGUCAUAUCCAGUGGCGUUAGCUAUUAUGACAGAAGAUAAAGAACUUGAAAAGAUGCGUUUCGAGUUAGUUCCAAAAAUAAUAACUGAAGAGAAUUUCUGGAGAAAUUACUUUUAUCGUGUAUCUUUAAUCUGUCAAGCUGGUGAAUUAGGUACUUUAGGAGCGGAUGGUUCUAUAAUGGGCCAAGCAUCUAGUGAAGAAGUAAAAUCGUUAAAGUCCGAAACAAAUUCAAACGAAAGUCACAUUGAAUCGAAAGAAUUAGAUAAUUCGAAGGAUACUUCGGAAACGUCACAUCCCUCUGAAAAAAAUGACCAAAUAAAGAAAGCAGGAAGACACAAAUUGAGUGAAUCGGAAUUUGUUUCGGAUACUUUCCAAACUACAGAAACGGAUCUAGAAGAAGUAAAAGCAGGAAUGCGAAAACUUGGUAUCGACAGUUUGGCACAACAGGCUGCCGUCGAUAAUGAGGAACAGUGGGAGAAGGAUUUGGAAGCUGAAUUACAAGAAUACGAGGUUGUUAAUAAUGGAACAUCAUCGGCUGCAUCUGGUGGUAGAACUGCGGACGGCAAUGACGCUUCAACGGCAACAGGAACCAAUUUUCGAACACGAUCAAGCCCAUCAAACACCGAUUGGGAACAGUAUGCCGACAUUAUCGAUGAAGCCGAUGAUUUAAAGUAAUUAAAAGUUUAUAUCAUAGUUUCUUUUAAAAUAUCAGUGAGAAUAUUCGAUUCAAUUAGCCUAUUAUAUCAUAUAUAAAUAUUGAAAGAGAAGAAACGAAAUACAAUAAAUAAGUCUUUGACACCAUUCCAAAUGAAAAAGGAAUAAAUCUAUGUUUUCCAACACAUACAACACAAGCUAUAUACAUAGAUAUUGAUCGAGUUAGAUUUUUAAAUUGAUUUUGUUACAAUUUUGUUAACUAUUUGAUUAACAUGUAUUAAAUAUUAAAAUAUUAAAGUCAUUGCAUAAAACCUCUUAAGCAAAUAUAUUAUACCUAGUUAAGAUCUAAAAUUGAUUUGAAAAAAUUUUAAAGGGAAAAGUGUAUAAAUAAAUCAUUAAAGACAAUGUAUUAUAUAGGGAUAUACAUUUAAAGACAAGUUCAACUAGAAUAUAUCUAGAUAUUUUCAUUUUAGCAACAACGUUUCAAACACCUUACAAUGAUAAUAAAGAGAAGUUGAAACAAUAGAAUCUAUUCUUAGUUCUUUCUGUAAAUAUCAAUAACACGACAACUGUUAUCGCGGUGCUCUCCGCGCCUGAGCGGGGUAGGAAGUUGCAAACCUAGCCCCCGACCGUCAUCAAUCAGGUCGUUAUCCUUUCAGCUAAAUUCACCUGAAUCGAAGAAGUACUGACGUGCUGGUUCAAUUGUCUCAGUUACAUGAAAUAGCGCAAUUAUAGUUUAAUAUAAUGAAGGUAAAUUUAUUGAUAAUGAAAAUAUGGUUAGUUUCCUGGCUGUUAGAUUAAUUAAAACAAAUUCAAAUAUAUAUUAAAACCAUUUGGGAAGUAAUGAUUAAAGAUUAAAUUAUUAACAAAAAAAAAAACGAAAGCAAAUUACAUACAUAUUCUAUACAUAUAUGCAGUUAUAUGUCGAUAUGAAAAGUUAAAUUUUUACAAAGAACAAUUGUGGAAAUAUAAAAUUUGUUGCUUGAUCGAGUUAAUCUAAUUGUCUUCUAAUAUUCAUUGUUAUUUUGAACGGCCUCUCAUGAUAUACACAUAAGCUUAGUGAUAGCUCAAUUAAAAACCUUGAAAAUAUUCAAUACCCCAAGAACUUACUUUAUUUACAAUAUCAAAUAAUUUAUUUACAGUGAAAAUAACAUCAAAUAUACAAUUUCACUGAUUUUUUGUGUUCUUACUCUGAUGGAAAAGAAGAGUAAGUCAAAGUAAAAAGCAUAUACAUACGCGUACUUAUACAUUCAAACAUAUAUACCUAAACAUACAAUUGAAACGCCACGUUUUUAUGAUUAUAUUGCUAUUCUGUAAAGAGAUUAUUAUAUUAUUAUUGAGGAUAUUUCGUGUUAUAUGUAUUAUAUUUAAAGAUAAAAAAGCAAACAUCCUAUACUCUUCCUCUCAUCUCUUAUCUAUCUGUAUUUCUUGUAAAAUUAACUUUGAAAAUAAAUAAAACCAAAAGAAGAAAAAAAAAAUAACAUGAAAGGCAUAUAGCAGUCAUUAGAAGAAUAACUGCGACAAACAUCAUAUUGAAGUCGGAGAAGUAAGAAAACAUCAAAUGCCCCGUUAAUAAUAGAAACAUAUACAGAUCAUUUGAAAAAAAAGAAAUAUAUAUAUAUAGAUUAGAGAAUAUAUUGUAUUUCAAGGAACACAUAACAACAUGCAAAAGUGACAGAAAACUGAAGUAAAUAAAUAUGUAACUAUUCAAAAAA
Hermetia illucens (black soldier fly) is the source of this 3900-nucleotide messenger RNA. RefSeq names its product synapse-associated protein of 47 kDa (gene Sap47). The transcript is spliced from 8 exons. The coding region runs from base 677 to 2206 and encodes 509 amino acids. Lineage: Eukaryota; Metazoa; Arthropoda; Insecta; Diptera; Stratiomyidae. The record is from RefSeq and is a predicted model, not a curated record. Gene Ontology annotation, cellular component: cytoplasm; synapse.